AUGGCCUCUCAGAACUCGUUCACACAGUCCGAAGGGUUUGUAAACCUCCUAAACAGUCAGUUCAACACUGACUCUUACUCACCGUCCAUAGACUUGGGAUCAUCAGAUAUUCCUGUGUUUAGUACACAAGGAACUGAUGAUCCUGCUGAACCUGCUCUGAAGAGGAAAGUCUGGUCGCCUAAGGAAGACUUGAUCCUCAUUAGUUCGUGGCUCAACACCAGCAAGGACCCCAUUGUCGGUAAUGAACAACGAGCAGGAGCAUUUUGGAAGCGUAUUCAGGUGUAUUACAACAACAACGAAGAUCUAGUUGGGUUGCCAAGAAGAGAGUGGUCUCAAUGUAAACAGCGGUGGGGAAGGAUCAAUGAUCAGGUGUGUAAGUUUGUAGGGUCAUAUGCGGCUGCGCAGAAGGAGAAACGAAGUGGUCAGAAUGAGAACGACGUGAUGAAGCUGGCGCAUGAGAUUUUUUCAACGACUACUCCAUUAAGUUUGCUCUGGAACAUGCCUGGAGAGAGUUGCGGUUCGACCAGAAAUGGUGCACAAGUAGCAAAUUCAAGACGGUGCUUCAACAAAAAGAAGAAAGGUUGA
Messenger RNA from Eutrema salsugineum, 585 nucleotides. RefSeq names its product glutathione S-transferase T3-like. Lineage: Eukaryota; Viridiplantae; Streptophyta; Magnoliopsida; Brassicales; Brassicaceae. The coding region runs from base 1 to 585 and encodes 194 amino acids. The record is from RefSeq and is a predicted model, not a curated record. The transcript has a single exon.